AUUAAAAUGAGGAAAAGAACUGCAAGAGGCAUUGGUGCAAUGGAUUGGGACUAGCUGUAUGGGGAAGGUGGGUGACAUCAGUGUUAAGAAAGGAGUGUUGAGGUAACAGCUGUUUUGCCUUACAGGAGAUUGGAGGGGGACUCCGCUGACGUCCUCUGAAUUUUUCUCAAGGAGAAACACGCUUGUCAACAAACAAGGGCGCCUAGGAUUGACGGUGGUUGCUUCAGUGGAAAUGUGUUAUAACGUUUCGCUGCCUGCAUCCAGUAUUCAGACAGGCGCGUGCGUUAAAAAAUCCUCGAUGCAUUCUUUUCCCAUCGUCCAUGUUUCUGAAUAUACAGUCAUAACAACAACCUCAUCACCAACACAGUGAAGGUGAUGAAGCUGAUGGUGAAAUGGUCAGAACCGAGAGACUAUUUGAGAAGAUAUGCAUGCACUUGAUGUGUGAAGGGCAAGGAGGAGACGCAGAGUGCGGGUGGGUAAUGUGGCGUUGUGUAUGCGACUUCGCCCGGGCUGCCGGUCUCGACCAACCGUAUCGGGACCAGCGGCGGAUGGGGUGACUUACCCGCAGGGGAAGACCCAGACGUGGGCCGCCACAUCCUGAAGCCAUCCCCGGGGUGUCUCCCUGGGACUGGGGGGACGUGGGGAAAGAUGCAGGAGGCGACGGCAGAUGGAGAGGAGCCCAUUCUGAACGGAGCUGGGAGGGAAGAGCAGCGUCCAGUGAAGCAGUCCUUGGCUCCCUCUCUGUGUCGAGAGUCUCACUGGAAGUGUCUUCUCCUCACUCUGCUCAUGUUCGGGUGUUUUGGCACACUGGCCUGGUGCAAGCUGUGUAAAGUUCCAGUGCUAGCUCCGACAGAGCCUGAGGCUGCUGUUGUGGAGCCUAGAGACCCUUCUAUGACCUCAGCAAGCUCCGAUGUCUAUAUCCCCCUAGAAGUGGAUCUGGAUAGUCCCUGUUCCAGUGGCUACAUUUAUAUUCCUCUCGCUUUUCUGGCCAUGCUGUAUGUGGUCUACCUGGUGGAAUGCUGGCACUGCUACUCCAAGACGGCCAUGUUGACUCAAGCAGAGGUUGCGGAGGUGUAUGAGCGUGUACAGAGGCUGCAGCAAGCAACGCCGUGCAUUUGGUGGAAGGCCAUCAGUUACCAUUACGUGCGACGGACAAGACAGGUAACGCGCUACCGCAACGGGGAUGCCUAUACCACUACGCAAGUGUAUCAUGAGCGUGUAAACACGCAUGCCGCAAGCUCAGAGUUUGACUAUGCGAGGUAUGGCGUCAAAGACGUUUCGAAGGAGCUUAGAGGCCUAAUGGAUUGCCAAGCGGUACGGCUGCGCUUCACCAAAUGCUUUAGUUUCGCCAGUGCCCGAGUGGAGGCUGCCUACCUCACCCAACGUGCACGUUUUUUUGGUGAAAACGAAGGACUUGAUGAUUACAUGGAGGCACGGGAGGGAAUGCAUUUGAAGAAUGUGGACUUCCGUGAGCACAUCCUUGCUUUCCCAGAUCCAGCCAGACUUCCCUGGUAUGCCAGGUGUAAAGUUUUCUGGCUAGCCUCAGCCCUGCUCCUGUCCUGGCCACUUCGGGUUGUUGCGGAGUAUCGUACUGCAUAUGUGCACUACCAUGUAGAGAAAUUGUUUGGUGAUGCUGAUGAUAACAGUAGGGGUGAGGUAACUGAGAAUGGUGGAGGCAACGUGAAUGGAAAUGGUCCUGGACCUGUGACUGGAUCGAGCUAUCAUGCCAUUUCACGUGUCAAUACGGUGGACAUGACAGAGCUGGAGUGGCACAUUCGCUGCAACCAGCAGAUGGUGCCAAGCUACUCUGAGGCCCUGUUGAUGGAUCCCGGUUCGGGGGAUAACCAAGGUACCAACACUCCUCCAGCAGGGCAAGGGACUAACUCAACAGUGGGUGGCCCGACUCUUCCUGUGGCCUUCGCUUCGGCCUACUUGCUCCAGAACUGUCCUCGUUGCCGCCGCACCACAAGUAGUGUUUCUCUGCCGUCCCGGCUGAGAGGCCCGACUUCAGCUCUGCUGAGUGGAACCAUGUCUGGGAUGAGAGCUAGUGGAUCAGGAGUUGGUCCUGGAGGCCCGGGACGGCUGGUUCUAAGCAGGAGCGGCUUCUCAUUAGGACGGCUCCAAGCUCCUCGGCCAUCAUCCCUCUUCCACUCCCGAAGUGUUGGUGGAGGACUUGCGACAAGAGGAGAAGAGGCAAGUGGGGGAGGUGGUUUCUUAUGUUUGGGAACUAGACAAGAUGAAGAGAGCAGAAGAGUGCUGUGGGGACAGGUCGAUGAGGAUGAGGAGGAGCCAAAUGUGGUGGACGGAGAAGAAGGAGGUGAGAGAGACGGGGAAGAAAGAGAGCAACAGGAGGACGCAGAAGAAGAUGAAGCCAGGGAGGGAGACGGACCUCCUACAUAUCAGGAUGCCUUUUUCUUCCCAGUGUUGAUUGUGCAUGGAGGGGAGAGUUGCCAUUCAGGUGAGGACAUUUUCUGAAGACCCCCCCAUCAAAAAGUGCAUUGAGGUGGCAAUAAAAAAGAGAGAUGAUUAGAAAAGUCAAACUGACAUAUAGAAUGUGAAGUAAUUUGUUAGUUGAGCUCCACUCCCCUUGGUCACUGUUGCUAAUUCAGACAAACUUUGCAGAAUAUACUAUAGGAAAGAACAAGAUAUAUACAUACACUGUGAGUUUUUAUGUUUUAAAUUAUGCAUGCAUAUGAAUGAGUAAAAAAAAAAAAGGUAAAAAAAACCGACGUGAAUGCUGACCACAGGAAACUGAAAAGAGACACACCAAUUUUUAAUAGAGAUGAAUCAAUACGUAUGUGGUUAAAGAUUAGAUGAAAAUAUGCAGCCUAUAUAAACUCCAGGUACCUCGCGCCACUAUUAUAAGUGACCUGGCAACAAUGUUUUACCAUAAUAUCUUGCAUUUAAAAGUAUCCAUUCACUCAGAUCCACCAUAGACUUUCAUUAAAAGUGCAAAACUUGUCUGAGAAAAAAACUAAUGCCAACAAUUGCUAAGUGGGAUUGGCCAAUAAAGUUUAUAAGACAGCAUUUGGAGAAUGGUCAGUUGGUUCAGUUUAAAACGGAUGCAUAAAUUGACCAAACAAUGAUUGAUGUUAAUAUAAACUUAUCUAUGCAAUAAAGAAAGAGGAAGAGAGUGUUUGUAAAAAUGUAGGGGGAUAAGCAACAAAAGAAGAACUUUUAAUAAACUGCACCUCCUCUGGUCAUGGAGAAAAAUGCACCAAAAUACAUGCUAUUGAAAGACAAGACCAUUGGAAAGUCUUCCAAAGAUGAUGAAGAGAAGAAAACCAUUCAGUUCAUCAAGAGGAAGGUUAAUCUAUACACAUAGCCAACAUAGAGCUGUGUCCCAUAAGUAAAAAAAAAAAAAAAAAAAAGGGCCCACCAAGAACAAAGUGAAGACCCUGAUAAACUUGCACAAAAUGUUGGGAUUCAACUUCUUGAGACAUUUCAUUGUAACUAUUUGUUUAGUUGUUCUUUUUUUAAAAAAAAUGGAUCUUUGCUAAAACUUAUGGAUUCCAUUAAUAUUGCAAGGAAUAUAAUCAUAUUAAGCUGUUUUCUUGCAGCUUUAUUGAGAGUAUUUUCUUUCUGCAGGCAUACAAGUCCCAGUAACACGUUUUUGGUUCGCUUAUAAAAAAAAAAAAAACUAACUACAGCACUAAACUAAAUCUUGCUUUAGUGAGGUGCUGUAAUCACACUGUGUUCACUUUCUUUUUAUUGUUUGUCAAUAAUUGUUUAUUGGUACAUCAUAAUAUCACCAAUUUGCCUCAUGAAGAGCUUGACACAGGUGCAACACACAGACAAAAAUAAUGGUACAGCAUGUUGCCCUCCAUCGUAGCCUCUUUGCUUGUCUUUGAUUGGCUGAAGUGUCAUGUGAAUAAAUAGGCCAAUCAUAGAUUAGACUGCUUAGUGUGCCAAGAUACAUCCAUCUCCUGGUAACUGUGGAUCCUCGUGAGACAUCGUAGUAGUGAGUUCACUGCAGCACACACGUGAGUGUGCUUAAUAAUUGGAAAAUGUGUACAAACCACUGAUCUAUAUUAUAGAUCAGUGGUACAAACGCAAAAUUUCCCACCUGUGUUUGAGCUGUCAAGCUAUAAAUAUAAUCUGCAAAUACACAUUGGAAGUCCAAAUGCACAUGCUUAGUCCUAACAUAAGCCUAGAGCAUGCAGAUACGCUCUCAUUUAUCCUUUAGCAGGUCACAUAAAUGUUGCAACUGUACUGCAAAUAAUUUUAAAACAUCUUUGAUUAAGAAAAAUAACGUGUUUUUGCAAUACUGUCAAGUGUGCUGUCACAACGUGAAUGUUGAUCUAACAGUGAUGUGGUGUCUAAUUAAAUCACAAUAAGAAUGUAAAGUAUGCCAUCUGUAUUUUACUGUGCAGUGCAUUUUAUCCAUUCACCUGUUGUUGAUACCAAGAUGGUGGAAACGGAGUUUUUUUAGAUUUACUUUUAAAUUGCAGAAGUUUCAGGUGGUCUUGAGAUCAACUGUCUGUAUGUUUGGCAUCUCUAUGUGUGUGUUUUCAAGGAAAUGCAAGUUUGUAUUUUUUUCCCCCAGACAGAUGAAACAUAAGGACCGUUUAAUAUUAAAAGUAGCAUCAAAAUUAAACCAAUACUUUACUUUUUGUCACAAUACCAUUUCUGAUGUAGCCAAAUUCAUUGAGAUGUCUGCGGGAUACAGUACAUUUAAUUUGUUCAGUUGAAAUAGACAGGAGCUUAAUAGUUGUCCCUCCCCAAAAUUACUAUGUUUUUAGCAAGCAAAAUAUUGCUGUUAUGCCUCAAACAGGUUUGCCUGAAAUGUUUUACAGUGAUUUUUGGAUUCUUGGAGUUAUGAAAGGUUGUUUGAGUGUGUUGGAAGGAAGGCUGAAUAUAAGGAUUGUCACAACUGAUGAGCAUGAUAAACAUAAUACUGAUGGUACAUAAUAAACAGCUUUAUUUGAAAUCGUA
Molecule: messenger RNA, 4935 nt
Organism: Cyprinus carpio (common carp)
Lineage: Eukaryota; Metazoa; Chordata; Actinopteri; Cypriniformes; Cyprinidae
Product: transmembrane protein 151B-like
Source: RefSeq, a predicted model, not a curated record